Molecule: messenger RNA, 1999 nt
Organism: Salpingoeca rosetta
Lineage: Eukaryota; Choanoflagellata; Craspedida; Salpingoecidae
Exons: 1
Coding region: 36-1703 (555 amino acids)
Biological process (GO): oligosaccharide biosynthetic process; protein N-linked glycosylation
Cellular component (GO): Golgi stack; Golgi membrane
Molecular function (GO): alpha-1,6-mannosylglycoprotein 2-beta-N-acetylglucosaminyltransferase activity
Source: RefSeq, a predicted model, not a curated record
AAUGAUCACUCCCAUCAACCACAAGAAAGCAAGAGAUGGUGCGGCGGAACUGCGUGCUUGUGCUGGUGGUGUUUGUGCUGGGUGUGGCAGCCCUCACGCUCCUCACAUCGCUCUUCACGGACAGCACCCAGCAACUACAGCCACAACCUGCAGACGCAGAGAACCCAGACGCCCCUCAACAUCAACAACAACAACAACAGCUGCAGCAUCAACAACAACAGCAGCAAGCUGCAGAUGCACCACCCUCCCAACAGCGCGAUUGCAGGUGGAAGGAGGAGGAGUUGCGGGACUAUGUGGUGUACUUCAGCAACGUCACGGAUCCAGGCCAUGUGCACGCCGAUCUUCGAGGCGACUCUUUGGUGCCGCAGGUGCGGGCGUGGCUUGGACUGGCUGCGCGGCUGCUGCAGAGGGCCGACGACGCGUACACGUGCGACGACGUGCGGGCGCACAUCUAUGCGGCGCAGCCGCUGUUCAACGCGGUGGCGCGGCUGCUCUACGCAUCGUACGAGCCGCCGCGGCUGCCGGUGGCAUCAUACGUGUUCAAGCGCAUCGAGAGCUACCGGCUGGUGCUGCGUCGGUUACGGGAACAGGAGGGGUCCGGCGACGUGCACGUGAUUGUGUCCAUGGACCGGUUCAACCUGGCGUACCUGCGCAUGCUGACGGAGGAGCUGACCUUCUGCACGUGGCAGCCGAUUGUGCACGAGCUGGAGUGGGAGACGUUCCAGCAGAUGCAGCGCGACAACAUGGUGCGCGUGGCGGUGCCGCUCGCCUUCCACUGGUGGUGGCUGCAGGACACGCUGUGGACGCGGCUGCUCAAGGGCUACGACGGCGACGUGAUGUUCCUGGAGGAAGACCACGUGCUGCUGUCCAACGCGUCGCUGCAGCUGGCGCGGGCGAUGAUGCGCAUCAAGAAUCGCGGCGAGAGCCAGUGCGACACCACCUCCCUCUCCAUGACCGCCGUGCACGUGUUUGGGCAGAUGAACCGCUUCCACCACGUGUUCCGCGACCCGGACGCCGCCGUGGUGGAGCAGCCCUUCUUCUCCAACCUCGCCUACGCCUUCAACCGUAGCGUGUACGAGAAGCUGCGUCCGGAGCGCAAGCGUCGCAUGGACUGGGACUGGAACAUCAACCUCGCCUUCACGCGCGCGCCCAACGGCACGUUUGCGCGGCGGCACCUGCGGCCCGUCCGCAAGCGCGUGCUCAACAUCGACAUGUGCAAACCGAGCGGGGGCAUCCACGAGCUGCGCGUGUCACCGCACCUCGCAUACGAGUACUGCGGCACGAAGCAGGGCGGCGCAUACGACCUCGACAGCCUGCCGGAGUCGCACAUUACGCUGCCUGCGCAGGUGGACGUGUACCGGUUUGAGGGCCGCUACCCAAAGUGGCUGUGGGUGCGGGAGAUUGUUGACCCGCAGUUCAUCAUCGCGUGUGGCGACGGCGCUGCGUGGAAGCCCGCGCGUAAGGUGUGUGUGCACGAGGACACGGGCGACGUGAUUGGCUGCCCGGCUCAGUUUGCAUUCAAGAGUGAGGGUAGUGAAGGGGGUGACGGUGGUGAGGGAGGGGGCGGUAAGGCUGAUAGUGAAGGGGGUGGUGGUGAUGGUGGUGGGGAUGAGGGUGCAGUGGUUGAGGAGGAGAAGGUAUGUGAGCCGCAGGAUGAGCGGUGGUAUCCAUAUGUAGGUAGCAGCAUGACAGGCAAGGCAUGAUGAGGAAUGGUGUGAUGUGUGUGUCUGUGUGUGUGUGUGUGUCUAUGUGUGUGUGUGUCUGUGUGUGUGUGUAGGCUUUUCUGUCUCUGUGUGUGUGUGUGUGCGUAAACUUUUCUGCGUAAGUUUUCUGUGUGUUUCUCUCUGUGUACGUUUGUCUGUGUGUACGUUUUUCUGUAUGGCCGUCCUCUGCAUCAUUGCUUGGUUGUGUGUUCGUUAUUUAGCCAAUCAGCUAGGCAGCUUCUUCGGUUACUCCUUCAUUCAUUCAUUCACCUUGAAGGACCUUGCCUCUUCCCCUG